This is a messenger RNA of Uranotaenia lowii, 859 nucleotides long. RefSeq lists its product as uncharacterized. The transcript is spliced from 3 exons. The record is from RefSeq and is a predicted model, not a curated record. Bases 149 to 808 code for a protein of 219 amino acids. Gene Ontology annotation, cellular component: mitochondrion. Gene Ontology annotation, biological process: mRNA processing. NCBI's taxonomy places the organism in Eukaryota, Metazoa, Arthropoda, Insecta, Diptera, Culicidae.
AAUUUCUCAUUCUGCGGUGGUGAAUUUUAAUCAAAACAUUGUGUAACCCGAAAUGAAACAAAUUUUCGAAAAAAGCACUAUUUUUCAAUAGAUUCCAGAUAAAUUUUGUACUUUCGGUUAAUGUGUGAUAAAAUACUAUAGUCUGACCAUGCUGGCACGUCGUCCCACUCAAGUCCUUGCCGGUCUCGUUAGAAGUUUUUCCAACGUUUCCUUAGGAAAACCAAGUGCUGUUAACUCAACCUUACCGAUAUCGCUUGUUACCCGAAAACCAGCGGAAGCAUCUAGCAGCGUAACAGCACUGAAAUUCCUCCCACAAAGCAUCAGCCUGGACAUCGGUCAGCCACGGAUCAGUCCACUGAUUCCACGGAAGGAAAUCAUCGAUAUACCGCUUAUCGAUAGGAUUAUCGAAAAUCCGUUACACUCGCGGAUAACCGAAAUCGGAGAUGCCGUUCCACAAAAGCAUACCAAUAUGGACCUCCCGACUAACUCCGGCAAGGUGGACGACAACGGAAUUCAAUGUGCUCGGUUGAUCGUCAUCCGACGCAGGAAAAUGCGCAAACACAAGCUUAAGAAGCUCCGUAAGAAGAUGAAGUUCCUGUGGGCCAAGGUUCGUCAACGGCGUGAACUUCGCAAGGAGAAGGCUUUCCAGGCGGGUCUGAUCGCCCAGAUCAAGGACGCGGAACGAUUCUCAGCAGAAGCCUACGUUGCGGAUAAACUUCGGCUGGCUACCGAAACACCUAUCCCACGCUUCUGGAAGGGCAAACGGUUGCCACAGUUUAUUAUCCGUCAGAAAUUGGGUCUUCAAUAGGCUUGAAAUAAUGCAUUAUGUUACUAAAUAAAUUGGAACUAUAAAAUUUAA